UGGCUCCAAAGCAGCCGUCGCUCCAAUCUGGAUGCAAUAGGUGCCAUUACGAGAGCUGGAUCACUUCUGCGACGAGAUUCACCUCUUCUCCCUCAGCAUGUAUUGGACGACUGCCUCUGCCAAGCUCCCGACCUCGCCGAACCGCUCUUGGGGCCACAAGACCCGAGGCUGUGCGCAGAACCGCAGCCGAAGCUGGACCAAUGGGCUGCCUAUCGAGGAUGGAGUGGUACAGCAACGCUUGUGGAGCUUAGUAACGAGCCAUUUGACCAGGACAGUCAGGCGACCGCUUUAUUCGUCUCUAAUUCAGAGACUGUUAUCUGCAAAAAGGGACCGGGAGAGUCCAGCCUCAAGAACAGCUCAGAAUCGCAAAGCGAUGCUGAUGACUCUUGCUUUCUCUCCUCCGAACUUCCGCCCUGGGACCCUCGAGUGAAGAGGAAAGACUCGAGCCCCGUUUACAGCCACACCUUCUUCCCUCUGCCUUUAGGAUCUGAGGAUCGACCCGCUCGGUUACCAACGAGGGAUCGGGUGGCCAGAUUGGCCGGACUUUCGGACAGGACGAUGCAAGCAGAGGAGGACGAGGGGAUAGCAGAUGAAACGACGGUAGACGACGGAGAGAAGGGUGCGAUGGAGCGCCAUCUUCUGCCGAAGCCGAGAAGGGAUCCGAUCUCGGAAGCUCGCCCUUCAAACACAAACAUGCCACUUUCUAAUGGGCCCACCCGGAGCCGGCGGAAGGCAGGUGAAACGGAACAGGACGGUGCAGCUUCCCCAUCUUCGCCUGGCCGGAUAGACGACGUUGCUAUUCUGGCAGACACUGCUUCGCUCUACUUCACUGGCGAAAUGGGAGAUGGCGGAGGGGUCAAGAAACAUCGACGCAACAGGACCACCUUCACUACAUUUCAGCUACACGAACUGGAGUGUUCAUUUGAGAAGGGCCAUUAUCCCGACGUCUAUAGUAGAGAGGAUUUAGCUAUCAAGAUUGGCCUUCCCGAGGUUCGUGUUCAGGUAUGCAUUGCAGGAAGAAUCGUUUUCUGGUACCAGCAACGAGAGAUAGUAUCCAGUUUGGGCCAGAAAUUAUAUAGUCCAGGAUUUAUCUGA
This is a messenger RNA of Protopolystoma xenopodis, 1095 nucleotides long. The record is from the annotation of a GenBank genome assembly. Lineage: Eukaryota; Metazoa; Platyhelminthes; Monogenea; Polystomatidea; Polystomatidae.